Molecule: messenger RNA, 2659 nt
Organism: Cuculus canorus (common cuckoo)
Lineage: Eukaryota; Metazoa; Chordata; Aves; Cuculiformes; Cuculidae
Gene: FMR1NB
Product: FMR1 neighbor
Exons: 7
Coding region: 1-540 (179 amino acids)
Source: RefSeq, a predicted model, not a curated record
AUGCUGCUAAUUGGCACCCACGUAGCAUGGAACUAUAUGGUACUGAUAUUGCUUUAUUGCAUCAAUUCAAGUUUUGCACCACCAACUCAGCAUGUUUUAGUAAAAAGUGAACUGACACCCAGGAAUUUUUACAUGAAACUGAAAGAUGCAUAUGAAACUUUGUUAAACUUCUUCAGGCCAAUGACAUGCCGUCAUAGAGACGGACAAACCUUAAUUCCUUGCGAUGUAGGAGAGGGCCAUAACGCAACUGAAUGCUUGGAAAAUAAAUGUUGUCCUUCCAAAACUCCCCGUGAACCGCAAUGUUACAUGCCAUUUAAAGACAAUCUGCAACUGAUAUUUCGAGUGCUUUUGCUUGUGGCAGGAGGACUUUUGAUUUUGGGGUGCCUGCCAUUGUGUGGCUGUGCCUGUUUGCAGAGAAGCCCAUGUGUCAAUCCUUUACAAAAGGCAAGCAUAAAAGUAAAGCAAACUGUGCAGAAGAAAAAAGUGCAUAGUGAUGACACUUACGCCCCUUUACUGGAUAGCCUUGAGAAAGACUCUUAAGGACCAUAAGAACAACGGGAAAAGAGGAACAUCCACCUGAUCUCGAAAACCUCAAGCAGAAGGACACCAGAAUUUCUUCAGUAUGCCCUAGAAAAUGAGAUGCCCUCUGUUGCUAGGCUGUACCACUUAUGGCUUGUGAGACAUCCAGACCUGGAAUGGAAAUAGCAACCAGAGUUGCAAUGCUUUCAGCUCAAGGGACUGGUGGUGUUUCACAGUAAGCUUGCCCCCCACAGCCAGCUUUAGAGAAGAGAUCGGUAGCUUUUCAACUGCGUAGUGUGAUGUUAUCAAAUAUUUUGAACUGUAAUCUUGCAAUUACUAUUAAUGUUGCAUUAAAAGAUUAUUUAAUGAAGGAGAUCAUGCAGAGAACAAGCAAUAUAAUGGCUCCAAGCAGCUUGCCUCCCACAUACCUGGAAAAACUCCCUACUGCUACAGAGGGAGGAAGAACAGUUUGUGCCAGUUCUAAACAAUAGGUUUCACACUAAAUCUGUUAAGACCUGUUGCUUUUGGCAACAAAACCUUACUCAAAGGCACGCAUUUAAAUUUUAAAAAGUGGAGCUCGGUGAUUAAAGACAAACACGGAAUAUUCUAGCUUCUGCUGUGCAUUGUUUAGUAUUCAAAGGCAGUUGUGGAGGUGUUGGCUGUCUGGGUGUUGCUCUCCAGCAUGUGUUGUUUAACCUCUCUAAGCAUUUCAUGGCUAGAUCAUGUUCUGACAAAAAUGAGGGUAAUUCUAAAGCAGAUGAAGUUGCUCUAGUGCAAAACUUGUUGGAGUAACUGAAGAGCUUUAGUUCUACUUUGAACUGAAAUAUUUCAUGUUGUAAAUUUAUGCGUCUGUUGCUUUAGUGCUCAGUUGGCAGGACUCUAACACAGUGCAUCUUGCUUUGGUAUCUAUGACAAUGUCUGCCUGGUGUUUCUUAAGCCUUCACUUGAUGUAUUUCUUUUUUCUGUGCAACACACCAAAAGCUGAGUAGUGUGAUGGCGUUAAUCGUUUGGCUAAAUCUAGACAAGCCAGUGGCUGCACAGAGAGUUCUAGGUGACAGAUACUUUCAGAAAUUGGUCCACAUUAAAGAACAUGUAAAAUAUGGGGACAUUAUAAACAAAUUAACAGACCUGCACCAAAAAUAAUAAUCAAAAGAAAAGAUUACUAGAACUUGUAAAAUCACAAUGAUGAUCUGAGGCCACAGGCAGAGCGUGCUUUGUAAGAAGAUGGCUCUUUCUUUAUUUCUAAAGUUUUGUUUUUAUCCUCCAGUACAGCAAAACUGGACAGAUAUUCCACAUGAACUCGUCCUUGCGUCAUGAUUUGUAGAUGCAGAAAAUCCUCCAGGCUGUUCCACCCUCCAAAGAAAUGGGUGUUAGGGCACAACACCAUGUUUCUGGUUUAACAAUAACUUUACAGAGGGCUGUUGUGUCAGGGUUUUUUUCCUGUAAACUGAAAAACAUCACCAGGCUGUGAUAAUGCGAACGCUUUCAUAUAUUGAUUGAGUUCCUGCUGUCUUGCUUGUCAGUGCCUCACUCUAUAAAGCCUCAUCAGGUACCUGCAAAAUGGUGCCAUAACAAUAGAGCUGACUAUUUAUCUACUUUUGGAUACCCAUCCCUUUGUGUUUUACAUUAGUUGGGUUUGGGGUAAUUAAUAUCUCAAGUUUCUCCAUCGUGACAAUUGUAGGUUGCUCUGUCCUGACUUUGUCUUUUCCUUGCAUCAUGGAAUUUGGGCAAAGCAUGUCCAAAAUGUCACAUUUCAAACUAUGCACAAGGAAGGCCAGGGAUUUAACUGGCCUUUAAUUCUCUACAUAUAGGGAGAUUGGACCUGCUUUACUGGUGUGCAAAUACCCAGUAGCACUUGUAAUCCAAGACAUAGCCUGGAUUUUCCCCUUACAGAUCUCAGUGAACUUGCUGGUGAGUACUCAUUCUGCUUAAACAUAGUUUAUAGGAAAAUCAAAUAAAAAAUAAAUAACUUCACCUCUAUUUUUCCUAACAUUUUUUCUUUUUAUCUUGUUUUCUGCUCACUGUGAGUAAAGCCAUUCGGACAAAUUUAUUACUAAGCAAAAUAAAACCCUACCUCUGAUAAAAUUGACUGGUUAGACUGGAAAUAUAGUGUUCCUAGCCAUUUCUUUACAUAUUUGAA